Messenger RNA from Erigeron canadensis, 2573 nucleotides. RefSeq names its product squamosa promoter-binding-like protein 11. The record is from RefSeq and is a predicted model, not a curated record. Gene Ontology annotation, cellular component: nucleus. Gene Ontology annotation, molecular function: DNA binding. Bases 1 to 1407 code for a protein of 468 amino acids. Lineage: Eukaryota; Viridiplantae; Streptophyta; Magnoliopsida; Asterales; Asteraceae. The transcript has 4 exons.
AUGGAGUGGGAUUGGGAAAACAAGCAUGAAGAAAUAUAUAUGAUGGCCUCAUCAAAAGUUAUUACAAGUAGUACUCCAACGAAACUACAACCGACCACAUGGAAAGAAACCGAUGGCUUUUUUAGUCUAUCGGGCGUUGAUGUUGGUGGCAGCAGAGGGUCGGGCUCUGAUGUGGGCUACAAGUCAUCAACGAAAAGCUCAAUCUCGGCUUCAACUGGCUCUUCGAUCAUCAACAAGCAGGAGAGCAUUAAAGUUUCACCUGGUGGAUUUGGAGAUGUUUCCAAUUACACUUGCAGCAAAAGUAGUAAUACAGAUCAGUUUGAGAUCAGUUGUCCAAUAUUAUUGGAGGCUUUAGGUAGCUCUAGUAGUACUGAACCAUUUAUCGGUUUAAGACUUGGCAAGAGGACUUACUUUGAGAAUACUUUUGCUGCCACGAGUAACUCUAAAACAACAUCUCUGACGACAGCAAAGAAAGCAAGAUCAUCAUCAUCAUCAUCUUGCCUGAUGAAUCCUAUUCCGCGUUGUCAAGUGGAAGGGUGUGAUCUUGAUCUCUCAUCUUCCAAGGAAUACCAUCGGAAACAUAGAGUUUGUGAAAACCAUGCCAAGUUUCCUAGAGUUGUUGUAAGCGGUCUUGAACGUCGGUUUUGCCAGCAGUGUAGCAGGUUUCAUAGUUUGUCAGAGUUCGACGAGAAGAAGCGUAGCUGUCGUCGACGGCUUUCUGAUCACAAUGCACGACGCCGGAAGCCACAGCAGGAGACCAUCCAGUUUAAUUCAACAAACCUAUCUUCAACGAUUUAUGGUCAAAGACAACACUUGAGUUUUGCUUUAAACAAUGUCCCUGUGGUUCAAAGUAGACCUGUUAUAAGUUCUACAUGUGAAAACUCAUUGACCUUCACUAACUCGGUUUCUAAAAGGAAAGCCGACAAAUCUGGAGUCCUCGCUAGUGUAUCUCAUUCACUCGGUGUGCAGUUGCCAAAUGCUGUAAACAUGCCUACUAUUGCUUUCAAUAAGCCAGUGCCUUCCAAGAGAACCAAAGUUGAGGUCCUUGAUCAAGGUUUCAAGGAAUCCUUGUCUCCCAAUGUAGACGUGCUCGACAUUCGUCGUGCUCUCUCUCUUCUGUCAAACAACUCAUGGGGUCUGUACGAGCCAGAUUUAACUGUGCUUGACCAACCCCAUCCCUUGCAUCCGGAUAAUCCGGCCAUGGUUCCACACGGAAUGCAAUCUGUUCCUCAAAGCUUGCCACUUUCAUCACCAAAUUACUGGCAAAUUGAGCAACAAUCCAUUGAUCCCCAUAUUCAUGCCUUACCUGCCAAGCCCAGCAAUCCAUCCAACAACCAGUAUCAAGAAUUUCAGCUUUUUAAUCGCUUUUAUUCCAACCCAAUGGAUGAAAUUCUGAAACCUCAAUGACUUCCAAUAUUUAAUGGUAAGCAAGUUCUUUUAUCAAAUCAAAGAUUUUGUGUGAUUAGGUGUAAGGACCCAGAGCUGAUUUUUAGGGCUUGCCCUCAAUAAUUAAUCGUAGAUAUUCAAUAGUUCAUGUGUGAUUAAAAAUGUUUUGGUUGAGCAUAUUGCAUACUUUUUCUGUAGUCUUAGCUUGUAACUACAUCUACUUAUUAUCAGUCAUGAAACUACCUUGCUAAGGCAUAACUUUUCUCCUCUUUUCAUAAAUUCCUAUUAUUUCUUGAGUACUAUAACAUGUUCUAAUAUGCUUUUGGUGGCGCCGUGAUAAUUAGUGCAUCUGUGUCCUUAAAUGUACCACUUAACCGUGUCAUAUUAAUCGUUGUCACACAACUUAAACGGCGGAAAAUGGGCCCCUCUGUUUAAUUGUAGACAUUGUAAUCGUGAUCAAGAGUUCAUAAACUAGAAACCAUGGUCCAUAAUGUCACGGAUCGUCUAGUUUAGCCAAAUUACCUUUGGUCCCUUGUUCACGCAACAGAGACUUGAUAGGUAACUUUACGGGCAACCCCAUAUGCAAUUGUUAGCUCUUCAGAAGAGGUGUAUGACGUUACUCAAGACGGCCGGGGUAGUCGGUAUGUAACCUAAUGUUGUUUAACAUACAAACUUAAGACCUGUCGGUUAAUCAGUGCAACUUCCAAAACAUUUGGACACUUAUAUAUAUCAUGUAUGUAUAAUUGAACACAACUGAAAGAUAUGGGCAAUUGGAAACAUGAUCACAUGUAUAACAUAAAUGCAUACUGUACAUAUCAAGACAAUGGUAAGGUUGGUGCCAAAAGCUGAUAGAUCAUUAAAGAUUUGAUGAUGGUUGAGACCACUAUCAUUGUCGCAUUCAACUCCACACAUAAUGUAAGUGGUCCUUAGCUGCAUCAUGGUGCAGACAAAGUGGUGAUCAGAUCUUAGCAUGUUCUUGAGUUCGACAAAUCAAGAGUUUGUCUUGAACAAUGAAUCCAGAGAGGCAAGCUUUCCAAAACGUGACUGUCUAUUUGGUGUCAUGCUCGACUAACCAGCUACUUCAAAUUUUAGAUCUAGCACAAAGUUUUUUGUUAUAUUUAUUUAUCUUUUGUAAAGCAAAUAGGAAUAUUGAUUAAGAUUAUGUUAGAAAAUCUUUGUUUGAUACA